AUGCCUCACACCGGUUCCUGCCUCUGCGGCUCCGUCCAAAUCAAGAUCGCGUAAGUCCUGCUGACUUCGGGCCCGCCUUAGUUAAGUGCGAGCCCGCGGUCUCUGAUCGACCCCACAUCGUCCGAUUUCGUGUCCACUGCAGGUCGAGCCACGAAUCUCAGAUCGCUUGCCACUGCACCGACUGCCAAAUCACCUCGGGCUCCGCUCACUCCACCAAUAUCCUGGCCAAGCAAUCUGGUCAGUUCAGAGUUCGAGUAUCACGGUAUCACGAUCGGGCAAUUUCGCCCUCAGUGGUGGACGUCGUCGAGUCCAGCGUAUUUAAACCGCAAUCAACCUCGUGUACUUUUCUUUCCUCUUUGACAAGAUGUUGAGUUCAAGGGCGAUUCGGUCAAGAACUACGACAGCAAGGCGGCUUCGGGCAACACUGUAACCCGGGUCUUCUGCGGAAACUGCGGAUCUGCUCUCGGUAAGUCCGAUCGGCGCUUCACAGUUUCUCCGCGCCGUGGAUAAUAUGACCUUGGGACGGGGAUCAGGGACGGGGAUUAACACUCCGCUGAGCCUCAUUCUACCGAUAUUGCAGCUCACAAGUCGAAGGCUUUCGGUGACUCCAUGGCCGUGCAGACCGGUACAUUGCCCGACUUCCGCAAGAUCCCGUUCGAAGCCGAGCUCUUCACCAAGGACCGCUGGACUGGCCUUCAGGCCAUCAACGACGCAGCGCAGAAGGAAACUAUGUAG
Messenger RNA from Microbotryum saponariae, 735 nucleotides. NCBI's taxonomy places the organism in Eukaryota, Fungi, Basidiomycota, Microbotryomycetes, Microbotryales, Microbotryaceae. The record is from the annotation of a GenBank genome assembly.